Halichondria panicea is the source of this 1434-nucleotide messenger RNA. Its product is annotated as mitochondrial chaperone BCS1-like. Gene Ontology annotation, biological process: protein insertion into mitochondrial inner membrane from matrix; mitochondrial respiratory chain complex III assembly. Gene Ontology annotation, cellular component: mitochondrial inner membrane. The coding region runs from base 41 to 1303 and encodes 420 amino acids. NCBI's taxonomy places the organism in Eukaryota, Metazoa, Porifera, Demospongiae, Suberitida, Halichondriidae. Gene Ontology annotation, molecular function: ATP binding; ATP hydrolysis activity. The transcript is spliced from 5 exons. The record is from RefSeq and is a predicted model, not a curated record.
UCAUUGACUACUAAUUAUUAAAUUAUUAAAUCACUUCACUAUGGGGCUAGCAGAGUUUGUAGGAGCUUUGCAGAAUAAUCCAUACUUUGGUGCAGGGUUUGGACUGGUUGGAGUUGGAGCUGGGCUUGCUUUUCUGAGGAAGGGCAGUCAGCUUGGCAUGAUUAUGUUCAGAAGGCACUGUAUGAUCACACUAGAAGUCCCCAGUAGAGACAAGAGCUACCAAUGGCUUCUUCAGUGGAUAACAGAGAAUGCCAGCCAUACCCAACACUUGAGUGCUCAGACGACCUUCCAACAAUUGGAAAACGGAAGCAUUAGGACUAAAUUUGAUUUUAUUCCGAGUCCAGGGGUUCAUAUAUUCUGGUACAAACGGACAUGGAUACGAGUCGAACGAAACAGGGAGAAACAAAUGGUGAAUCUUCAAAAUGGGACUCCAUUUGAAACAGUGACACUUACAGCCCUUGGUAGAGACAAAGGGGUGUACUUCGGAAUUUUGGAAGAAGCCAGGAAAAUGGCUCUGGAGGAGAUGGAGGGCAAAACGAUCAUGUAUACUCCUGUCGGGGCCGAGUGGCGCCAGUUUGGUUACCCACGGAAACACCGGGCCAUCAACUCAGUGAUACUGAACCAGGGCAUCACAGAGGCUAUUGUGGAUGACAUCAAGGGCUUCGUCAGUACACCGCAGUGGUACAUGGAGAGAGGCAUUCCCUAUCGUCGUGGUUACCUUCUCUAUGGUCCGCCAGGCUGUGGAAAGAGUAGUUUCAUUACAGCACUGGCUGGUGAGCUGGACUACAGCAUCUGUGUACUCAACCUGAGUGAUCGAGGAUUGUCUGACGAUCGUCUCAACCACCUGCUCAGUCUAGCCCCUCAGCGAAGUCUUGUACUUUUAGAAGAUGUGGAUGCUGCAUUUGUGAGCCGUGAGGAGAGUGCAAAGGCUAAAACGGCAUACGAAGGGUUGAGUAGAGUCACAUUCAGUGGGCUGUUGAACACUUUGGAUGGAGUGGCGUCAACUGAGGGGAGGGUCGUGUUCAUGACCACCAACUACUUAGACAGGUUGGACCCUGCUUUAAUUAGACCGGGACGAGUGGACAUGAAGGUUGCUAUUGAUUAUGCAUCUCCGUACCAACUGGAGCAGAUGUACCUUCGAUUCUACCCAGAGCAGCCUAUUGCUAGAGCCCAGCUGUUUGCAGAGCAAGUGACUUGUAUGAACAAACCCGUCAGCAUGGCUCAGCUACAAGGCUACUUUAUGUUCUACAAGAAUGACCCAGAAGACUCGCUGAACAAUGUCAACCAAAUAUGGACGCUUUAGUAUUCUUUUCAUUCAUCAUUUAAUUUUGCAAAAUUGUUUGUCUAUUUUCAGUGAUUUAAAAGAAUAAUUAAUAGUGAAUGUAUUUGUGCUAUAACUUUCACGUCUACACAUGCAUUGGAUUUAAAAACAGA